Molecule: messenger RNA, 12418 nt
Organism: Drosophila yakuba
Lineage: Eukaryota; Metazoa; Arthropoda; Insecta; Diptera; Drosophilidae
Gene: Dhc36C
Product: dynein axonemal heavy chain 7
Exons: 25
Coding region: 75-12299 (4074 amino acids)
Biological process (GO): microtubule-based movement
Cellular component (GO): dynein complex
Molecular function (GO): dynein intermediate chain binding; minus-end-directed microtubule motor activity; ATP binding
Source: RefSeq, a predicted model, not a curated record
UCGAAAAUUGAAAACACUUUUCGUUUCUCCAGUCACAUUUUGAUUCCAACUUUCAAGCGAUUUCAGGCUUCAACAUGCAGGGCCGACAAAACCCGAAUCGGGAGUUCAGCAUACCCAGCUUCACGUCCAUAUGCGGUGGUCGCCGCCUAUGCGAGAAGUCCAAGAUGCUGUACACCCGACCCAAGCCGGAUGUGCUGCAGAGCAUCCUGCAGUCGAAGGCCAAUCCGGAGUACAAGUCGCGACGCCUGUGGUACGAACUGAAUAUGCCGGAGUGCGCCAGCUCCCUGCUGGACGGAAAGAUGAAGUCCGACUUGCCGGACAACAUACUCUGCGCGAAGAAGGAGCAGAAGAAGCGCCAGAAGAAGCGGGAGAGCGGCGUGGCCAAAGCCAACUACAUGACCAUGCGCCUGGAGCGGGAGCACUUCAGGCGCAAGCUGGUGGAUCUCAUCCUCCACAUGGACGACGACCAGGAUCCCGAGCUGGCCGCCCAGUGCGCCGUGCCGUUUCCCGACCAGGAGGAGCGCGAGAUCCUGCGAUACUACUACUACAUUAAGCACGGAAUCGACACCAUUCACGUGUCGCCGUUGAGCAAGAAAAUCCUUAAGAGGAUAACUGAUCUUGUACCGCCGCUGCUCUACAAAUGGCAGACGGCCCUCAACGAAAACAUAGCCGAGGUCCGGGCGGACUACGUGUUCGCCAUGAAGAAGGCCGUGGUGGACUUCGUCCUGCGGCACACGGUCCUCGAUCGUCUGACCAAGGAGGGAAUGGGUGGCAAGUUCGACACCGCCGAGCGGAGGGAGGUGCAAUCCAUGACGAACUUUUGGCGAUAUCGCUACGACGAGAACCGCAACGUUUUGAUGAAGACGCUCUUUUGCAUACAUCGAAGUGUGGCCAGCAUCUUGGAGCUGUGGAGCAUGAAAUAUAAGGAUAAGUCCCUUAUCGACAGCAAGGAGUUGGCCAAAGUCGAGAGCCCCUUUUCAUUAUUCACGUUUGUGUAUUUGUGUGGUUCCCACAUCGACAAUGGAAAGACUUUGCUGGAGGAGAGCUGGUAUGGUGAGAUCCACUCGUCCUUGUUGAAGGCCAGUAAACGAGGACAGUUGCCGGACAUUCGGCGUUUUACUCUGGUUAAACGAUUCUUUAACUGCGUGGCCGCUUUGAUGACUCAGCAACUGGAGGACAUAUGCAUCAGGAGUCUGAAGGAGUACGCCGACUUUAUAUGCGAUUAUGGGCACUCAAAUCCUGGGUUCGAGAUUUCUGUAAUGCUGGCCGACGAGGACACGAUCCAAUUCAAUCCCAGCUUCUCAAAGGUCCAGAGUGAGCUGCUCCGUGUCAUCGAUUCGAUCAUGCUUAGUAUUCAAAUGCUGCCCCGCAUCGAGAGCAAGCUAUAUACCGACCUGAUCGUGUCAAAAAAGAUCUUCCUCACACCCACAGUUCCCGACAGCAUCGUUCAGGAGACGAAGAACCGGAUAUGCGCCAUGUUAGAGGAGCAGCGCAUCGGUCCAGAGCUGCGGCUGCAGGACUUUGAUCCCUUCAUCGAUUUGAUCAAUGGAAGCGAUGCAGAGCGGGUGGGUAACUUUAUGGAAAGCGAUGCCACCUUCGAACAGUAUGCGGAGAUGGUGUACGAGUACAAGGAGAAGGAGGAUCGCAUUGCCAGGGAGGUGUGGGCUGUCAUCCGGAUGGGCUUCUACGAGUUUCACAGGGACAAGUUCAUCACUCACCUGGAAAGCUUGUGCAGGCAGUUGCAGUUGGACUUGCUGGCUAGGAUGGUGACCGAUCAGCAGGCGAGGAUCACUCGAUUGGGCAAGGAGUACGAUGCUAUUGCCAAGAAGGCGUUAACUGUGCCCAAGGACACGGCGGAGUUGAUGCAAUUGAAGGCCUAUGUGGUCCAUGCUGAAGAGAAUCUAGUGCCAGAGAUGGAGGCCAGACUGAAAGUGAAUAUGAGCGAAAUUCUUUGGCUGAUGGAUCACACCUUGUAUUCCCCCUUGGAGAUCAAGAACAACAGUAACUCCUUUCAGUGGUAUCUGAAGCUUCCGUCCAUUUUCGAGCAACAUCGCGCGAUCAUUGCCGAAAAGGUGAUCGAGUACCAGGAGCUUCUCAAGAAGCGCAUCGAGCUCUUCCGACGGGAGCUGCAAAAUUACUACGAACAGGUGCAAACCUACGACACGUGGGGCGACAUUAAGCAGCUUUCUAGGUACAAGAAGCGGGCUGGGGUGCUGGAUCAGCGAUUAGUACAGGCCAUGGAGACAAUUGAUCAAAUUAACGAAGAGGAAACGUCCUACGGCUGGGAUCUAUCCCAAUAUCCCAUGAGAAAGAAAGCCCAUGACCAGCUUAAGCCGUAUAAAACACUAUUCGAUGCAGGACAGGACUUCAUGGACAAGUGGGACCUGUGGAUGCAUUCGCAAGUGGGCUCCUUCGACCCCGAUGAGAUCGAUGGCGAUGUGUCCAACUUGUAUCGCAUCAUCCAGAAACUAGACAAACAGAUGGGCGAUCAUCCUAUUACGAUGCAGCUAAUCCAGGAUGUCAAGGCCCAAAUCGAAGCCUUCCGCGAGCACAUGCCCAUCAUCAAUACGCUGGGCAAUCCGGGAAUGAAGGCUCGUCAUUGGGAGCUGGUCUCCGAGAUUAUUGGGUUCCCCAUUAAGGUGUCGCCCGAACUGACACUGGAGAAGAUUAUCGAGUACCAGCUGGACGAGUAUGUGCCCAAAUUCGAGGCUAUCUCGGAGAGCGCCACCAAGGAGAAUAAUCUGGAGAGGGCGAUGGCCAAGAUGGUCAACGAGUGGGAAGGUGUAGAGUUCUCCAUUUCCCCGUACAGGGAUUCCGGCACAUUCAAGCUGGCUGCCGUGGAUGACAUCCAAAUACUGCUGGACGAUCAAAUCAUCAAGACGCAGACGAUGAAGAGCUCACCCUACAUCAAGCCCUUCGAGGCGGACAUUAUCAAGUGGGAGGCCAAGCUCAUGCUGCUCCAGGAGAUCCUGGACGAGUGGCUGCGUGUGCAGGCCACCUGGAUGUACCUGGAGCCCAUCUUCAGCAGCCCUGACAUACAGCAGCAGAUGCCUGAGGAGGGCCGGCGGUUCAGUGCCGUGGAUAAGAUAUGGAAAGAACUAAUGAAGCAAGUGGCGCAGGACCCCAAAGUCAUGGUGGUGGUGCAAAUCGACAAGAUGAACGACAAGCUGAAGAAGGCGUACAGUCUGCUGGAGGUCAUCCAGAAGGGUCUGAACGCCUACCUGGAGAAGAAACGCCUCUAUUUCCCGAGAUUCUUCUUCCUCUCCAACGACGAACUUUUGGAGAUACUAUCGGAGACAAAGGAUCCGACUCGUGUCCAGAUACACUUGAAGAAAUGUUUCGAAGGCAUCGCCACGCUGAACUUCACCGAGGAGCUGGACGUGACUGCGAUGCGAUCCUCCGAACGCGAGGAAGUCGUUUUGGUGGAUGUGAUCUCGACCUCCAAGGCACGCGGCCAGGUUGAGAAGUGGCUGCUGGAGCUAGAGAUCGAUAUGAAGAAGAGCGUUCACCACAAGGUAGCCGAAGCCUUCUACAGCUACUUGAAGAUGUUGCGGCACAUUUGGGUGCUGACCUGGCCGGGCCAGUGCGUCCAGUCCAUCUCGCUUACAUACUGGACUCUGGAAAUCACCGAGUGCUUCGAGAGCGAGGAGCCUAAGGAGAAUCUAGCCAAGUAUCUGCAGAAAUGCGUCUUGCAGAUCAACAAGAUUGUGGAUUUGGUGCGUGGUGACCUUAAUACCCAGAAUCGUAUCACUUUAGGUGCCCUGGUGGUGUUGGAUGUCCAUGCUCGGGAUGUCCUGGCCGAAAUUGUGGCUAAUCAAGUGGAAGACCUGCAAGACUUCCAGUGGCUAUGCCAGCUGCGGUACUAUUGGGAGGAUAAUAAUCUAGAUACGAGGAUGAUAAACUGCUCCUUGCCGUAUGGCUAUGAAUAUCUGGGGAACACCACGCGGCUGGUGGUUACUCCACUCACAGAUCGUUGCUAUCGUACCCUGUUCGCUGCCUUGAAUCUGCAUUUGGGUGGUGCUCCUGAAGGUCCUGCCGGCACUGGCAAAACCGAGACCACAAAGGAUCUGGCCAAGGCUGUUGCCAAGCAGUGUGUGGUAUUUAAUUGCUCAGAUGGAUUGGACUACCUCGCUUUGGGUAAGUUCUUUAAGGGACUGGCUUCUUGCGGCGCGUGGUCCUGCUUUGACGAGUUCAAUCGAAUCGAUCUGGAGGUGCUCUCGGUGGUGGCACAGCAGAUUUUGACCAUUCAGCGUGGCAUCAAUUCGGGCAGUCCCACGUUGGUCUUCGAGGGCACCACUCUGACACUGGAUCCUACUUGUGCUGUGUUCAUCACCAUGAAUCCCGGAUACGCCGGACGUUCUGAGUUGCCUGAUAACCUCAAGGCCCUCUUCCGUUCGGUGGCGAUGAUGGUGCCGGAUUAUGCCCUGAUCUCGGAGAUUGAGCUGUACUCUUAUGGUUUCCUGACCGCCAAACCACUGUCCGUUAAGAUUGUGGCCACCUAUCGUCUGUGCUCGGAGCAGUUGAGCACACAGUGUCACUACGAUUAUGGCAUGAGAGCUGUAAAGUCGGUGCUGAAAGCAGCCGGUGCCCUGAAACUUCGCUAUCGGGAUGAGAACGAGGACAUCCUGGUGCUGCGCUCCAUCAAGGAUGUGAAUUUGCCCAAGUUCCUCAACCAGGACAUUCCACUGUUCCAGGGCAUCACCUCUGAUCUGUUUCCUGGAACCGUUUUGCCGGAAGCCGACUACGUUCUAUUUAAUAAGUGCACACAGCAGGCUUGUGAAAGGCAAAAUAAGCAGUGCACUCCAUUUGUGCUGGAGAAGGUGCAACAGUUGUAUGAGAUGAUAGUGGUGCGCCAUGGUCUUAUGUUGGUGGGUUAUCCAUUUGGGGGCAAGUCAACCACAUAUCGCGUACUAGCAGAUGCCUUAGAGUGUAUGGAGAAAACGGAUGGCUCCGAAAACAAAGCUAUUUACACGGUGAUAAAUCCAAAGGCCAUUACAAUGGGUCAGCUUUACGGUCAAUUCGAUGCAGUUUCCCACGAGUGGAGUGAUGGAAUCCUGGCGGUAAACUAUCGCAUCUUUGCUGUGUCAGAUUCGCCAGAUCGGAAGUGGCUAAUUUUCGAUGGACCAGUGGACGCGAUUUGGAUCGAAAACAUGAAUACCGUGCUGGAUGACAAUAAGAAAUUGUGUCUGAUGUCCGGCGAGAUUAUCCAGCUAUCAAAUACCACAAACUUGGUCUUUGAACCCAUGGACCUGGAGGUGGCCUCACCAGCCACGGUCUCUCGCUGUGGAAUGAUCUAUUUGGAGCCCAGUUCAUUGGGUUGGGAGCCAUUGGUGGCCUCUUGGAAGAACACCCUUCCCCCGGCUUUCCACACGGUCAGCAAGCAACUGAUAUCGAUGCUAAUCUCUCGAUUUUGUCCUAUUCUCCUGUUUAUCCUGCGAAAAAGUCUGAAGGAAAUUGCACCAACGUCGGAUGCUAAUCUGAUGGUCAGCUUAAUGAACUUCUUUGAGUGCUUUAUAGAUGACUUUCGGGAUGAGAAGUAUGUGGCUAAUGUUUCCGACUUGGAUUUUAGGGCCCAAACCGAGGGAAUAUUCCUUUUCUCUUGCAUUUGGUCACUGGGCGGUUCAUUGGAUGCGGACAGCAGGGAGAAGUUUAAUAUAAUAUUUAGGGCACUGAUGGAGAAGACAUUCCCCCAAAGCCUAUACGACACCUAUGGAGUAACCGAGGAUCUUUAUGUGGAGACCUUGGCGAAGCCAUUCAUAUUCCCUAUUCCCAAACAAGGCUCAGUGUUCGAUUAUAGGUAUAUAAAAGAGGGAAAAGGCAAAUGGAAACCAUGGCAGGAUGAUGUCAACUCCGCUCCACCCAUUCCUCGAGAUAUACCGGUCAAUCAGAUCAUCAUCCAGACCAACGAAAGUGUCCGCAUCGGAGCUGUUUUAGAUUUGCUAAAUCGCCAUGGAAAGCCCAUAAUGUUGGUGGGUCCAACCGGAACUGGCAAAAGUGUCUAUGUCAUCGAUUAUAUGCUCAAGAAGAUGGACUUGUCCAUUUACAAGCCCCUGCUGAUCAGCUUUUCCGCCCAGACGUCCGCCAAUCAAACCCAGGACAUCAUUAUGUCUAAGCUGGACAAGCGUCGCAAAGGCGUCUUUGGCCCACCCCUCAACAGCCGCUUUGUCAUCUUCGUGGACGAUGUCUCGAUGCCGCUGAAGGAGAACUACGGAGCCCAGCCGCCAAUUGAACUCUUGCGAAUGAUGCUCGAUCACAUGAUGUGGUACGAUCGCAAGAACAUCGUGCCCAUGAAGCUAAUCGACUUGCAAAUGAUCGUGGCCAUGGGACCUCCAUCGACGGGAAACACGGUGACUCCUCGUUUCCAACGCUUCUUCAACGUGAUAUCCAUUGAUGAUUUCAACAACGAUAUAUUGAAUACCAUCUUCGGUAAGAUUGUGCUGUGGCAUCUGGACACGAGGGGCUUUUCCAAGGAGUUCGAUCCUUGCAUUGACGAGAUCGUAGGCGCCACCCUGACCAUAUACAACGACGCCAAACUUAAUCUGCUUCCCACCCCGGCCAAAUCCCACUAUCUCUUCAAUCUGCGCGACUUCUCGAGGGUGAUACAGGGUGUCCUGCUGUCCGUUCCCGAGGCAACUGAAGAUGUCAACUCCAUGAGGCGACUGUGGGUGCACGAGGUGUUGAGGGUGUAUGGGGAUCGAUUGGUUGAAGAUGCCGAUCGCAGCUGGCUGUUUGAGAAUAUCUGCAGCACGGUGAAAUCUUCCUUCAAUACGGACCCCUCCCGCCUCUUCAGCCGUCUUGUGGAGAAGGACAAAUCCCUGCAGGAGUCCGAUUUCCGUCAGUUGAUCUACUGUGACUUUACCAAUCCCAAGGCGGACACUAAGAACUAUGUGGAGGUGCAGGACCUGGAGGAGUUGCGCCGUGUGGUGGAGGCAUAUCUGGUGGAGUACAACAACAUGUCGAAGAAGCCCAUGAAUCUGGUGCUUUUCCGUUUCGCCAUCGAGCAUUUGUCGCGCAUAUGCCGCAUCAUAAAGCAGCCGAGGAGUCAUGCUCUACUCAUCGGGGUUGGAGGCUCCGGGCGCCAGAGCUUGACUCGAUUGGCUUCGCAUAUAUGCGACUAUGAGCUGUUCCAGGUGGAAAUCACGCGAUUGUAUGGGCCGUACGAGUACCACGAGGACAUCAAGGCGAUCCUACGCAAAAUUGGGGCAUCCGAGAUGCACGGCGUUUUCCUCUUUACGGACGUCCAGAUCAAAGACGAAUCCUUCCUGGAGGACAUUAGCAAUUUACUGAACUCCGGUGAGGUGCCCAAUCUCUUCUCCAAUGAGGAGAAGAUCGAGGUGCAGGAGAAGAUGGCCCAAAUCGACAAGCAGAGAGAUAAGGCCGUACAGACGGAUGGCAGUCCCGUGGCCUUGUUUAACUUUUUUGUCACGACUUGUAAGGAUCAGCUUCAUAUUGUGUUGGCCAUGUCCCCCAUUGGAGAUGCGUUGCGGAACCGCAUCCGCAAAUUCCCCUCGAUCGUCAAUUGCUGUACGAUUGAUUGGUUCCAGUCCUGGCCGGAGGAUGCACUUCUGGCCGUUUCGACACGCUUCCUGGCCAACGAGGAUCUCACCGCCCUAGAGCGUCGCACAGCCAUUGACAUGUGCAUGGAGUUUCACACCUCAACUCAAGAGCUUUCCGCAAAGUUUUUCUCACGGCUGCAUCGGUACAACUACGUAACUCCCACUUCGUAUCUAGAGUUGAUCCAGACCUUUAAGUCACUGCUCGGCCAAAAGAGGAACAACAUUACAACUAAUCGGAAUCGCUACUUGACCGGCAUUUCCCAGCUAGACAUAGCUGCCCAGCAAGUCGCUGUGAUGCAGGAGCAACUGAUCGCCCUGGAGCCCAAAUUGAAGGAAGCCUCAGAGAUCGUGGCUGAACAGGUGGCCAAGGUGACAGCCGACAGCAAGCUGGCGGAGGAGCAGCGGGAAAUUGUGAAGCUCGAUGAGAGUGCGGCCAAGGAACAGGCGGCUGUAGCCCAAGAGAUUAAGGACGAAUGCGACGCCAAGCUGGGAGAAGCGCUGCCCAUCUUGGAAUCUGCGUUGGCCGCUUUGAAUACUCUAACCACAGCGGAUAUAGCGGUGGUCAAGACCAUGAAGAGUCCUCCAAUUGGUGUGAGGAUCGUCAUGGAGGCGGUUUGCAUCCUGAAGGACGUCAAGCCCGACAAGGUGCCGAAUCCGAGUGGCUUGGGCACUGUGGAGGAUUACUGGGGACCCUCGAAGCGUGUACUGAGCGACAUGAAGUUCCUGGACAGUCUGCUCAAUUUCGACAAGGAUAACAUUCCGGUCGAGGUGAUGAAGAAGUUGGCGCAGCGCAUACUCAGCAAUGAGGCCUUUGAUCCCGACAAGAUUAAGAGCGCGUCCACUGCUUGCGAAGGUCUGUGCCGUUGGGUAAUUGCACUGACAAAGUACGAUGUUGUGGCCAAGAUUGUGGCGCCCAAAAAAUUGGCUUUGGCCGAGGCCGAGGCCACCUAUAAUGCGGCCAUGAAGACGCUCAACGAGAAACUGGCCAUGUUGGCCAAAGUGGAGGCCAACCUGGCCGCCAUCCAGAAGAUUCUGGACGAGCAGCUGCGGCAAUAUGGAAUUUUGCUGGCGGAGCACGAGGCUUGCACCAAAAAGCUACAGCGGGCACAGGAGCUCAUCUCUGGCUUGGGAGGCGAGAGAACCCGAUGGUCUGAGACGGCCAAGAUGCUGCAGGCGAGCUUUAAGAGUGUAACCGGCGACGUCCUCAUCUCAUCUGGCGUGGUUUCGUAUCUGGGCCCCUUCACCAUCGACUUUCGGUUGGAUCAGAUUCGCAAGUGGGUGACCAAGUGCCUUAAUUUCGGAGUUACAUGCACACCUGAUUUUCAAUUGGCGGUCGUCCUGGGAGAACCGGUCGAAAUCCGAUUCUGGAACAUAUGUGGUCUGCCGACGGAUGCGUUCUCCAUCGAGAGUGCCAUUAUGAUGAAAAAUGCCCGACGUUGGCCCCUUAUGAUUGACCCACAAGGACAGGCCAACAAAUGGAUCAAGAACUAUGAGAAGAACAACAAACUCUGCGUGAUUCGGCUCAACCAAGCGGAUUACACCCGUGUCAUGGAGAAUGCCAUCCAAUUUGGUCUGCCCGUGCUCCUGGAGAACAUUGGAGAAGAAUUGGAUCCCGUCUUGGAGUCAGUGCUCCAAAAGACACUUUUUAAACAGGGCGGUGCACUCUGCAUAAAACUGGGCGACUCUGUAAUUGAGUAUAAUCAUAACUUUAAAUUUUAUAUGACAACCAAACUGAGGAAUCCACACUAUCUGCCCGAGGUGGCCGUCAAGGUUACCCUGCUGAACUUUAUGAUCACCACUCAAGGACUACAGGAUCAAUUGUUGGGUAUAACGGUGGCUAGGGAGCGACCUGAUUUGGAGGCGGAGAAGAACAACCUUAUAGUGCAGGGAGCCGAAAACAAGCGGAUGCUGAAGGAGACUGAAGACCAGAUUCUGGAAGUUCUCUCAUCGGCCGAGAAUAUUCUAGAGGACGAGACUGCCGUUCAGAUUCUGAGCUCAGCCAAGGCAUUGGCGAAUGAUAUUAGUGAGAAGCAGGUCAUCACAGAGGCCACCGAAAAGCAGAUUGAUAUCGCCCGAUUAAGUUACGUGCCUAUAGCCGAGCACUCAACUAUAUUGUUCUUCACUAUAGUGGAACUGGCCAACAUCGAUCCCAUGUACCAGUACAGUCUGGUUUGGUUCGUCAACCUGUACAUGUCAUCCAUCGAUAAUACAGAGAAAGUGGACGACAUAGCGGCGCGUCUGUUGGAUCUGCGAAAUCACUUCACCUACAGCCUCUAUGUCAACAUUUGUCGCAGUCUCUUCGAGCGUGAUAAGCUGCUGUUUUCGCUCAUAUUGAACAUCAACAUGAUGAAGCACGACAAUCGGAUUGACAAUGCCGAAUGGAUGUUUCUGCUGACUGGAGGCGUUGGAUUGGAGAAUCCGUUUAAGAAUCCAUCUACCUGGCUGGGCGUCCAGAAUUGGGAUGAGCUCUGUCGCCUGACUAAUUUGCCCAAUUUUAAGGGCCUACGCGAGGACUUUAAUGACAAUGCGGCUCAAUGGAAGCCUUUCUUUGAUUCGAAGACGCCACAGGACAAUAAGGACAUACCUAAGUCCUGGGAAAAGCGAGUGAGCACAUUUCAGAAACUUUUGCUCCUCCGCGUCUUUCGGCCGGAUAAACUGGUUCCGGCUGUGUUAAAUUUUGUAAACGGAGAACUGGGUGAGCGAUUUGUGGAUCCGCCUCAGUUCGAUUUGAUGGCUUCGUUUGCUGACUCCCACUGCUGUGUGCCCUUGAUAUUCAUCCUGACCCCUGGCUCGGAUCCGACGGCCACACUUCUGAAGUUUGCCGAGGAUCAGGGCUUCGGCACGAAUCGAUUGUUUUCGCUGUCCUUGGGUCAGGGUCAGGGUCCCAUUGCCAUGAAGAUGAUAGACGAAGGCGUCAAAAUGGGUAAUUGGGUGGUGCUGCAGAAUUGCCAUCUGGCAGCUAGCUUUAUGCCCUUGCUGGAGAAGAUCUGUGAGAACCUCCUGCCAGAUGCAACGCAUCCAGACUUCAGGCUGUGGCUCACCUCCUAUCCGGCGGAUCAUUUUCCGGUUGUGGUUCUGCAGAAUGGCAUUAAGAUGACCAAUGAGCCGCCAAAGGGUCUGCGAUCCAACAUUCUGCGAUCCAUGAUAAGUGAUCCGAUCAGCGAUCCGGAGUGGUAUGAGUCCUGCACUCAGCCAAGGAUCUUCAAGCAGCUGAUAUACUCGCUGUGCUUCUUCCACGCGGUUAUUCAAGAAAGGCGAUACUUUGGCCCGAUCGGCUGGAAUAUUCCCUACGAGUUUAACGAAACUGACCUCAGGAUAUCCCUGAUGCAGCUGAGGAUGUUCCUCAACCAAUACGAGACUGUUAACUAUGAUGCAUUGCGAUAUUUGACGGGCGAGUGCAAUUACGGAGGACGGGUUACGGAUGACUGGGAUCGGCGCACUCUGAAAACCAUUCUAGAUAAGUAUUAUUGUCCCGCGGUUAUUGAUUUAGAGAAGCCGUACUAUCUGGAUGAAACGGGUCUGUACUAUGUGCCGGUGUUUAAGGAGGUGGACUUGUAUCUAAACUUCACGAGAGACCUGCCACAGAUCUCGUCUCCUGCCAUAUUUGGAUUCCAUGCCAACGCGGAUAUCAUGAAGGACCAAAAGGAGACAGACAUGUUACUUUCGCACACUCUGCUUACGCAGGAACGUUGGGACCUGUAUGAUCGACGCAAAUUGGAGAAAAAACAAAGGGUCUAUGCAGAAACGCUUAGUAAACGCUUUCCAGAAAACCUUUCCCUACCCACUUAUCCCACUUGUCCUCCCUUCCUUGCCCUGUACCAAAUUCCCCUGAAGGAUACUAGUGCCACCUCGGAGGACAGCGGUGGUUCGAAGGCACUAACUCCCGAAGAGGUUGUCACUAAUGUGGCCACCGAUAUCCUGGAGAAGUUGCCAAAGCUAUUCGACCGAGAUGCGGCCCUGCUAAAAUAUCCAACUCGCUACCACCAAAGCAUGAACACGGUGCUCGUCCAGGAGAUGGUGCGCUUCAAUGUCCUACUGAACACGAUCCGAACCAGCCUUAUCACGCUGCGAAAGGGAAUCAAGGGUUUGGUUGUAAUGUCUGCCGCUGUUGAGGCCGUUUACAAGUCCGUCCUGAUAGCCAAAAUACCUGCAAUGUGGGCUGGAAAAUCAUACCCCAGUCUAAAGCCAUUGGGCAGUUAUGUGAACGAUUUUCUGCGUCGCCUUGAGUUUCUGCAGCACUGGUAUGAUAAUGGAGCUCCUUCCACCUUUUGGCUUUCUGGAUUCUUUUUCACUCAGGCCUUCUUAACGGGUGCCCAGCAGAACUACGCGCGGAAGUAUGUCAUAUCCAUAGAUCUUUUAGCCUUCGACUAUGAAGUUCUUUCGGUGGAAGAGUCGCAAAGGCAGGGACUAUCGGGCCCCGAAGAUGGUGUCUAUGUAUAUGGCAUUUUCCUAGAAGGUGCACGUUGGGAUCGCACUGGAAAGUAUCUAGCCGAGUCCCGGCCAAGGGAACUGUUUGAUACGAUGCCAUUGAUUUGGCUAAAGCCACUCAAGCGCGUGGAUCUACCCGAGCGUCAUAACUAUCUGUGUCCAAUGUACAAGACUGCAGAACGGCGGGGAGUAUUGUCCACCACAGGACAUAGUACCAACUUUGUGGUGGCCAUGUUGCUACUCUGCAAUCCCAAUACACCAGUCUCGCACUGGAUUAUUCGCGGCACAGCCUUGUUGUGUCAGCUGAGUUUCUAGGGAUUGCACAUUUAUUCGAUUAAAGUAUAUUUUUUAGGGUCUGCUUGAGGCUCAGGAGGCGUCACCUUCAAAACAGUUACCCAAGAACAUGCGAGCUAAAUAAAUAUAUUUUACCACAA